Sparassis crispa is the source of this 1209-nucleotide messenger RNA. RefSeq lists its product as hypothetical. The record is from RefSeq and is a predicted model, not a curated record. Lineage: Eukaryota; Fungi; Basidiomycota; Agaricomycetes; Polyporales; Sparassidaceae. The transcript has 5 exons. Gene Ontology annotation, biological process: protein transport. Bases 1 to 1209 code for a protein of 402 amino acids. Gene Ontology annotation, cellular component: cytoplasm.
AUGUCGAGCAAGCGCCCUAUUACCCUGCACUUCUCACGACAGCUAUGUGUGGCUGGCGGUACCGUUCAGGGCGAGGUCGAGCUGAACUUCCCACUCGCACAGGAAGACGACAUCGAGGAGGUCCAUGUGAAGCUUAGUGGUUCCGUAAAAACCAACAUCUAUCGGAAUAACACCAUGAUCAGGGAGUCGGUGCACCUGUUACGGGAAGACAGGGUUCUUUGGCGACGAGGCACAGCGUAUCCUCCGCCGGGCUCUCACACGCUGAGCUUUCCAUUCGAGUUCGCGCUUCCCACGCACCUCCCACCGUCCUUCCAUUUCAACGGUUUCAACGUCGGUGGCUCGGUUUCCUACGAGCUUGAAGUGGUUGGUGUCCGCCGGGGAACGUUCCAUUGGAACAGACGGAUGCAAGUCCCUCUCGCGGUUGUACCGUCCGAUACAACAGGACACUCUCUGCGAACUGCGGUGCAGAAUGGCUGGAGGGGUGCGUGGGCAACGUUGACGAGAGAAGAACGGGUCCGUAAGGGCGUCUGGGGCGAUCAUGCCCAUGUGAAGAUGAUCCUGCGACUUCCUGAUCUGAUACAGUUUCCGCUGUUUACCCCCAUUCCCUUCUCGAUCAGGAUCGUCACGAUUUCAAAGCCCAUGAAACGAGAAAACACGCCGGAAGAUAAGCCGAUCUUCCCUACCCCGCCGCAGUAUCCCGAAGAGAUCCAGUUUGAGUUGAGGCGCAGCGUGUACGUUCGUGCCCAUGCAUUUGAUUCGCGCUUGGGGGAGCGAGCGCCAUUUGCGUCUGGGUUGACGGUGGAUAGCAGCUCCCUGGAGUCGACUCGCCUGGAAAACGUUUGGAUUCCUUCGGACGAUAAAGAGAAGGGGACGUGGAAACAGGAAGUGACCUUCUCCUCGAAGUUUGUUCUUAGAUGUCCCCCGACAUUCCAAACUCGUAUUCUGAAGAAUGAGUAUCGGUUGCAGGUCCAGCUGAAUUUUGGCGGCUUGUUCAACAAGCUGUAUGCCGACUUCCCUAUCAGAGUCGUUUCAGGACUACUUCCGUCCUCAGUUCAGACGGAUUUUGCCUCGCUCUCGUCGUCUACUGAAGGCACAUCAUCGUCAGGCGGUAAUAGGACGACAUUGGAUCUUCCCCCGUCCUACUGGGCAACUAAUGAUUGGCAUGACAGCAAAGAGGACAGCGAGUAUGACGGCUACGAGGCAAAAUAA